AUGCAUACGGUCAAACGCAUAAUGUUCACUUUCAAUGCCUUAUUUUUAAUUCUCAUUUCAUCGAUAUCUGUUGCUGAUUAUGAAGACAUUGUUCGAGCUCAUUCUCCUACUGUUUUAAAUGGGUUGCUUUUUGUAUCUACUAUUGAUGGAUAUUUGAAAGCAAUUAAUCUUAUUGAUGGGAAAAUAAAGUGGUCUCUGAAAGAAGAUCCUAUAUUGAUAUCUCCGAAAGCAAUUUUGGAUAAUUUCACUUUUUUACCUGACCCACAAGAUGGAGGUUUGUAUGUUUUAAAGCAUGGUCAGUUAAUGAAGUUGCCUUAUUCUAUUCCACAACUUGUAUCAGCUUCUCCUUGUCGCACCAGUGAUGGUGUUUUUUAUGCAGGGAGUAAAAAAGAUGUCUGGCUCGAGAUUGAUGCUGUUAAAGGGUUGAAAGUGGGUGAGCUUUCAUUGUAUCAUACAGAUCGCCAAUGUCCGCUCAAUAAAAACACUUCUGUUUUUAUUGGAAGAUCUGAAUACAAGUUAACAAUGGUAGAUCCAAAAAAUCGAAAUAGACGAUGGAAUGCAACUUUUACCGACUAUUCCAGUCAUUUGUUGCCGGGGAUUGACAAACUUGCAGCUGACCCUUCUUAUCCGUACCAGCACUUUACGAGUACUUCUGGUGGUCGUGUGUUAGCAGUGAAUGGCGCAGAAGGAAAUCUAGCAUGGGAUGUGGAUGUCGGGAGCCUGGUAGUUGCCAUGUACCUACUUCAAAAGGAUGGCUUGCAUAAGUUGCCUUAUACCGUUAUUGGCAGAGAAACAUUGGAAGAGUUCAUAAAGGUAAUAUUUUCAUCAUUUUCAUUUGUUUUAAAAUAA
This is a messenger RNA of Thelazia callipaeda (thelaziosis nematode), 849 nucleotides long. The record is from the annotation of a GenBank genome assembly. Lineage: Eukaryota; Metazoa; Nematoda; Chromadorea; Rhabditida; Thelaziidae.